CGUGUGCUUCAAGCCAAAACCCAAAAACCCUUUCACACACUUUUUUAUCAUUUUUUUUCGGUUCCCAACUUCACUCUCUCGAAAUUCUCUCUUCCUUUGAUUAUUUUUCGCAAGUAAAAAAGAGGAAUCGGUUAUGAGAGUGAUUCAUUGAGUUUUUACGGUUUUAGAAAAAAGAAGAAGGAAAAGUGAUGAGAGAGAUGCGUAAGUCAUUCAAGGAUUCUCUCAAAGCUCUUGAAGCUGAUAUUCAAUUUGCCAAUACUAUAGCUUCUGAUUAUCCAAGAGGAAAUGACAGAGUCUGCUUUCAAAUGAGAUUGUCUUAUAGCCCAGCUGCUCAGUUUCUUCUUUUUCUGGUUCAGUGGACUGAUUGCCAUCUUGCCGGAUUCUUAGGAUUGCUUCGAAUUCUCAUCUACGAGGCAUAUGAUGAAGGGAAGAAAACCACCAUUUAUGAAAGAAAAGCUAGUCUAAAGGAGUUCUAUGGUGUGAUCUUUCCGUCGUUAUUACAACUCAAGGGAGGAAUCACUGAGGUAGAAGAGAGGAAACAAAAAGAUUUAUGCGCUAGAAAGUACAAACCGAAAGAUGUGAUUAGAAAAGGAAAGCUAUCUGCAAUUGAUAUAGAGAGAGAAGAAGAAUGUCCUAUUUGUAUGGAGAUGAACACCAAAGUUGUGUUGCCAAAUUGCAACCAUUCUUUGUGUAUGAAAUGCUAUAAUGACUGGUACACAAGAUCUCGAUCUUGCCCUUUCUGUCGGGACAAUCUUAUGAGACUAAACUCUGGCGAGCUUUGGAUCUACUUGAGCAGCAGAGAGAUAAUUGAUUUGGAAUCAAUCAAUAAGGAGAAUCUGAAAAGGCUAUUUAUGUACAUUGAUAAGUUGCCUCUGAUUUUGCCAGAUCAAAUAUUCAUGUCUUAUCCUCGAAGCUUUUGAUUUCCAUUUAGUGAAUUAGUGUAAAUUCUCAAGUUACCUCAAAAAAAUAAUAUUUCUCCAAUAGAUUUCAAAAUGUAAAUACUUUAUGGCUUUUUAGUCGAAUGAUAUUUUAACUCCAAUAGAUUUCUUUAGCCAGAAUAUUUG
Molecule: messenger RNA, 1064 nt
Organism: Vicia villosa (hairy vetch)
Lineage: Eukaryota; Viridiplantae; Streptophyta; Magnoliopsida; Fabales; Fabaceae
Product: E3 ubiquitin-protein ligase AIRP2-like
Exons: 5
Coding region: 189-920 (243 amino acids)
Biological process (GO): protein ubiquitination
Cellular component (GO): cytosol
Molecular function (GO): ubiquitin protein ligase activity
Source: RefSeq, a predicted model, not a curated record